Anopheles darlingi is the source of this 4343-nucleotide messenger RNA. RefSeq names its product xenotropic and polytropic retrovirus receptor 1-like. Gene Ontology annotation, molecular function: inositol hexakisphosphate binding. The record is from RefSeq and is a predicted model, not a curated record. Gene Ontology annotation, biological process: cellular response to phosphate starvation; phosphate ion transport. The transcript has 7 exons. NCBI's taxonomy places the organism in Eukaryota, Metazoa, Arthropoda, Insecta, Diptera, Culicidae. Gene Ontology annotation, cellular component: Golgi apparatus; cytoplasm; plasma membrane. Bases 385 to 2403 code for a protein of 672 amino acids.
GCUGUUGUGUUGGGCGUAUCGUUGCUGUGCGCAGUGUUUUGAUCUACAACAACGACCGUGUUCGACGGCAACAAACGACGACGACGGCGUUUGUUUCUACUCGUGGCGCCAACACCAUCGAUUGGAGCAGCAGCGAAGUGGCAGACGUGAUCCCUUUCGUCAUCUGACUGGCUGACAAAGGUCAACGGCUAAGGCACCGCUAUCUCGCUGUUGCCACAACCGCUAUCUCGGUGUUCCUAGCCGCUUCGGGUUUGACGCCAGUCCUACAAUCCAUACCAGAGGUAGGGCCCCCGGAAAGGAGCAGGCGGGGGCACAGCAUCCGCAUCGGGUUCGCCCAUCCCAACACUCAGUUAUUCGUAAUUCGAACGGUCAGACACGCGAAGCAUGAAAUUCGCCGAGCACCUGUCUGCUCACAUCACGCCGGAAUGGCGCAAACAGUACAUCAACUACGAGGAGAUGAAGGGGCUGCUGUACACGGCGAACGAGGCUGCGCCAGCAAUCGAGAGUGUCGAACCUGACGUCCGUAUGCGGCAUUUCGCUAACUUCGACGAAUCGUUCUACAACUACAGCGACAAUGAACUGAAGAAGAUCAACACGUUUUUCGCAGAGAAGCUGGCUGAGGCGACGCGCAAGUAUGCGACGCUGAGUAACCAGCUCCGCACGCAGCUCGAGAUGCACCAGAAGAGCAAGGGUGGCAAGGGUGCUCAGGCGGCCUCACACAAGCCGGUUCAAUUACCCCACCGCAAGGCGCAGGAACUGAAGCUUGCAUUCAGCGAGUUUUACCUCAGCCUGAUCCUAUUGCAGAACUACCAGAACCUCAACCACACCGGCUUCCGAAAGAUCAUGAAGAAACACGACAAGAUCCUCGCAUCGGACACCGGUGCUAACUACCUGAAGGACGUAGUCGAGAUGAGCUGCUUCUUCUCGAACAAGGACAUCGGCAAGCUGAUCAACGAAACUGAGACGACGGUGACAGUGCAGCUCGAAGGUGGUGACCGGCAGCGGGCGAUGAAGCGGUUGCGUGUACCGCCGCUCGGUGAGCAGCAGAGCCCAUGGAUCACCUUUAAGGUGGGCCUGUUCGUAGGCUGCUUCGUCGUGCUACUCGUCACCAUCAUCCUGUCAGCGAUCUUCCAUUACCGAGACGUGGGCGACAACCUGCGAAUCGCGUUCCGGCUUUACCGCGGCCCGAUGCUGCUCAUUCUGUUCAUUUUCUUGAUCGGCAUCAACAUCUACGGCUGGCGCUCAUCCGGCGUCAACCAUGUACUGAUCUUCGAGCUCGAUCCGCGCAACCACCUGUCCGAGCAGCACUUGAUGGAGAUGGCUGCCAUCCUGGCGGUGGUGUGGAGCCUCAGUUUGCUCUGCUUUCUCUAUAGUGCAAGCCUCAGCAUACCGCCGUUCGUCAACCCUCUUGUGCUCACCGUUCUGAUGAUCAUCUUCCUAAUCAAUCCAUUCCGCAUUUUUCGCUACGAGGCACGCUUCUGGCUUCUGAAAACUAUCGGUCGCAUGACGGCGGCACCGUUCUUUCACGUUGGGUUCGCUGAUUUCUGGCUGGCCGAUCAGCUCAAUAGUCUCGUAACGGCGCUGCUCGACUUUCAGUUUCUCGUCUGCUUCUACGCUACCAACGGCAACUGGUCUGAAGCAGGCAAUACCGACCAGUGUAUGGAUCGCAACUAUAUCAUCCGGCCGAUCGUGAACUGUCUGCCAGCCUGGUUCCGAUUCGCGCAGUGUCUGCGUCGUUACCGCGACUCGCGGGAAGCCUUUCCCCAUCUAGCGAACGCUGGCAAGUACGCCACAACUUUCUGCGUGGUCAUUUUCGGCACUCUCCGUAACUUAAACAAAGAUAAGUACGACGAUUCGUUCGACAAUGUAUUCCUAUGGCUAUGGCUGCUGAGCUCCGUUGGCUCAGCCUGCUACGCCUACACCUGGGACAUCAAGAUGGAUUGGGGCCUGUUCGACAAGAACGCCGGCGAGAAUCGUUGUCUGCGUGAGGAAAUAGUCUACUCUAUGCCGUCGUUUUACUACGUUGCAAUAGUCGAGGAUCUAGUACUACGCUUUUCAUGGGCCGUGGGUUUCGUGCUGAACGAGCACGGGCUGAUGAGCGGUGAUCUCAUAACCUCGAUCACGGCACCCCUCGAGGUGUUCAGGCGCUUCGUGUGGAACUUCUUUAGACUCGAGAACGAGCACCUGAACAACUGUGGCAAGUUCCGCGCAGUGCGCGACAUCUCCAUUGCACCACUCGACUCGAACGACCAAGCCAUCAUUGUCAAGAUGAUGGACGAAGAAGACGGUGUGACUAAUCGGUACACCAAAAACAACCGACCGAAACCAAAAAAGGUAAAGGACGAGCGUCGACCUAAGGAUCCUGAUCCGGAUGAUGUAGCCGUUGCCAUCAGUAUGAUUUAAAUGCCUUUCGCUGGGAAGAAUUGGACGCGCAUCCUAAGUCCGAGAGGACCGAGAUGAAUCUUUUUCUGUUUUGUUAAGUUUUUGCACUUCAGCUACAACUUCCCUUUUGGAAGCUGGGACAUAUUUACUUAUGUUACUUCUCAAUUUUUUCUUGUUGUUCAAAACAUUGGGCCUAGCUAUGAUCAAUUUAAUUCAAUCAGUGGCUUCAAUACAGAUUUUUUAAUUUUAUCUAGUUAGUCUCGCGCCAAACCGGGAUUUCCGGACGACACUUACGUUAGGGUAGGGAUACUUAAUAAUCCAAUGCUCAACGAGCUCCUGCCAAGUGCAGCCAGAUCAUUCCUAUACUGUCUUCUCGUGGAACCGCAGUGCAAAUUCUAGUUUAACAAACGAAGGAGAUUAUGUCAUAGCCAUGCACCCUAGUGUCUCUUGUUAAAGAUUUGUACGAAUAAUGUAUAUCGAAGGAUUGAACAACGUGUUACGCAGAACGCAAACCAUACUAACCAAAGUCGCUAGAAAAGUCGAAAAUGAAUUAGCGGGAUGCCAAACAAACAGCAGACCCACUCGCUUUUUUGGCGUAAUUAGGGCGUUGAGCAGGCUUUUAAAGCCAUUGCAGGACUAUUGAAAUUUAUGCAGGAAAAAUCGUAGAUAGGCACACACACACGCACUAUAAUGCUGCUAGUAGCGGCAGUAAAUCAGAGGUGCCUUAAACUGGAGACGAAAAUUUCCGAUUAUGUGCUUAUCUCUGCACCGCUGUGCUUUUAGUAUAUAUCUAAUAUUGAUUUGCGGCAAACCAAGUGAAGAGCAACAAGUGAAUCAUUAUUCAGGCAGUACUUAGUAAAGUGGAGGUGGACACCCCUGCCCUAACAGACACGACUACCGGCCGUUACUUAAAUAGGUCUGCAGAAGGUUAAGUGGACAAAACGGGACGUGCUCUAAUCCGCAAUGCCAUAUAAAACAUAAUAGCUCUAGGUUAGUUUACUAGAUAAAAUAGGUGCUAAGAUGAUUGUGCCUUCGGAGACAGUUGCGAAAGUGAGGCAGAGUACCGUGCAGGAUUUUCGUUGAUGGUGUUUGCCGAAUGCCUGCCCAGCUGUUGACUUGGCACAGAAAUCGAUUGCUUUACGAUUUGAAACGUCGAAGCAUAGGGUUCGACAGCGAAGCAUAUUAAUAAGUUAGACGUCACCUUCUCAUUGUUCAUUGGUUGGAUUUUCGUUAUCUAACGAGUUGCGUUGUCCUUUUGCCACCAUCAACCGAUGGCAGUAUUACUCUUUUAGUUAAUCAUUGUGCUUACAUUCUACAUUCAUACUUUUUUUUCUACAUUUCAUUAUAUAUGUUCACUUUCAUUCUCUAAUUCAUUUUCUCGAUUUAUCAAUAUGAUCACUGGAUUAUUAUUACUUUUCAUUAGCACCAUAUUUCUUACAGGCUAACAGGUGCUAGAGCUAACUUUUCAUUUUUCCCAAAUUCUCCGACAACCGUGAACUUCGAAAGCGAGAAAUAUUAUCAAUCUGUCUUUUCUGCGUCAUUUUUAUAUUUGUUGCAUUUAACAAAGUAUCAAAGAGUAGUUACCGCAGCCGUGAGUGUAGUGAAGCGAACAUGACUGAGCGAAAAAAUUCAUACAGAGUUUUGCGAAUAAUCCAUGUGAUGUGAAGACGUGAUUCCCUGUGCCUCUCAUCCGCCCGUGGGCCAACGAUACCCCUUUUGAACAUUCUUCAUUCCAAAACAUAUAGAUUUCUUUUUAUUACGUAGUGGCAGCGACACGACGAAUUCAAGGGAUAGAGGUAAGGGCUGUAAAAAUUAUGAUCGGGUCACGCAAAGUAUAGUCGAUAUAACGAUAAUGAAGUGAAUGAAUGAUGAAAUAAACAAACUGCAUUUGGUUAUAAAACCGGUGGGUCCUCGUAGGCAAAUCCCUUAAAACAAUGGUCUAUUAUCUGUGGGAAUUGUCU